AUGACUCAUUUGACCCACCCAAAUUUACUUUGGGGAUCGGGCUGGGUCAAAUGACCUGCUUAAUCUGCAAUACGAGCAUACUGCUAUUAUCAUUUGUCACCACAAUUUUAAUUUCAUCUUAUAUCCAACCUGUAUUUAGACUCAUUUUAACAGACCUAUUUUUCUCCAUCAUGAAGGGGUCCACCGUCCACACCUAUUGGUUGAAUGUUUGGCAGCUUUUACUAUAAAUAGGAGGGCUAAGCUCCUCAUUCAACACACCAACAAAAACAACAACUUAGUAGUAGCUGUUAUUUUUUUUUUUUGAGUGUGUUGUAAUUCUUAGUUAUUUUUCCGUUGUUAUUACCGCAAAUAUUAUUUCUGUGGUGGGGGUUUAUCUCCAACACAUCAAACAUUGAGAAAGAAUGGCAUACACUGGUGUUAACUAUUCCCUGAAUCAUCUGGUUCGCCUGCUGAGCACUCCGGGCCUGACUUCCUCGAAAGAAUCCCAGAUCCCUAUGCUUAAACUGGAGCUGGGCUUCCUGAGAACUUUUCUCUGGUGGACGGCAAAACACUGUAGGGAGAAUGGGAAUUUGGAAGCUCUCUUACUGCAAAUCGAAGUUGUGGCACGAAAUGCAGUAAGUCACAUCCAACCCAUUCUUCUGAAGAGCGUUGAAGACAGCGCCAAAGAAUUGGAUCAGCGGUCUGCUGAAGUACUGCAUCACGUGCAACUUCUCAAGCCAGAGAUUGAAAAGGCUUACAUCAAAGUUGCAAAGUCUUCUACUCAUGCACCGGACGCAUUGAUGGUGGUGGAGUUCAUGAACUCUCUGAUUGACAAUCUGAAGGAUCUGCUUCGCUAUCGGGACCCUUCCACUUUUUCAGAACUCAGACCAUUUGUAACUAAGCUAAGGUUCUUGAGAAAUCUUCUUAGCUUUGUAGCUACACGUUGCAUCGACCAGAAGAAGCUGAAAGAUCUCACCAAUCAUACUGAAGGGAUAGCUAUCGAAGCAGCAUGUAUUCCUUUCAUGUGUGCGUUUGAUCCAAAAGAUGGAAAAAGUACAAUUUCCAUCAAGGACAAGCUCACGGAACUGACGCGGAAAAUUAAGCCCAGCACUCCAGACAUCAGAAGGAUUUACAUGGGAGUCCUCGGAGCAUUGAGUCGAUUGACAACAGAGACUGACAUUUCAGAUCCAGACUUGGCAUCCUUCAUAGACACUCUCCAAGAUUGUCUGGUAGAUUUACAAGACAACCAGCAAAUUUGGAAGGGCUCGUUGAAGGUUAACUUUGAAGUCCUCCACCACGAACUCACCUUCCUCAGUUCUUUUGCUAAGGACCCGCCAAAUCAAUUCAUUGAGAGUGACAAGUCGGAGUCGGAUGAUCCAAAAGCUGACCCAAUUCAAGUUCUCUUGGGAAAGAUAAGAGAUUGGAGCAGCACUUCUGAUGCUCAUUCCUUCAAGGACUAUACAGAAAGUUUGACAUUCAAAGGUCAGUUCACCCAUAUUCAAGAUCUGGCUGUUAAGGUGGGAUGUACCAUCUUUUUCUUCUUUGAUUUCAACGAGCUGGAAGAGCACAAGCUUGUCGAAGCAAAAACUACACUUGUUGAUCUAAUCAAAAAGAUCAAGCUCCUUAAGUCGGAGAUCGGAGUUCCCAUCCCACUGACAUUGCCUGAGGUUAAUAUCAUAAGGAUAGAUUACCUGGGUUUUAUAAGAAAUUUUAGAGAGCUACUUGACCAGCAGGCAGGUCCAGUCAAUUGCCUGAAGCGUCGUGCACUGGGAAUUGCUGACGAGCUGGAAUACCUAAGUUCUUUUCUCAAAAAUUGUGGAGAGAAUCUUGCAACCCAACUAAUGACUGCUGCGUACAGAGCUGAAUAUGUCAUUGAGUCGUUGUUGCUAAGAGACGGCACUGUAUUCAACCAUUCACUUUCUCUUAUUGAUGCUGUUGGAGAAAUGAAGAGAAUCAGAAGGGAGGUCAUGGCGUUUAACCAAAAGAUGAGGUAUGUUACUGAGCCCAAGGUUGUUAAUUUGACAAUGCCCUCCAGAGACAUGAUAAAUGUUGCUAAGCAGGAGGAACUGGUGGGCUUUACGGACGAAAGGCACAGAUUAAUUGAUGAACUGACAAGUGGAUCUAGUCAGUUAAGUGUCAUAGCAAUUGUUGGCAAGCCUGGAGUUGGUAAGACAACUCUUGCUAAGAGGUUCUACAAUGAUCCUGGAGUUUCCAACCAUUUUGAUAUUUGUGCUUUCCUCACUGUUUCUCGGGUCUAUGACAAUCGAGAAUUAUUACUUGAGAUUUUACGUGAUAUCACUGGGCAUAAUGACACAGUAGAUGGAAGGAUCUUUUCUGAUUUGCCGGAAAUGCUGGUCGAGCGUCUACAUGGAAAGAGAUUCCUCAUCGUAAUGGAUGAUGUGUGGGACGCUGAAGCAUGGAAUGUUUUGAGUGCAUCCCUUCCAAAGGAUGAUAGCACAGGAAGUAGGAUUCUCUUGACAACUCGAUCAGAUGAUGUGGCUCAGUAUACUGCAGCAGGCUUUCAACUACAUAAUAUACAUCAUCUUCGACCUCUUGGAGAAGAAGAUAGUCGGAUAUUACUUGAGAAGAAGAUUUUCCAACAAGAAUCUUGUCCUUCAGAGCUGAAGGGACUAGCGAAGCAACUUUCCAAGAAAACUAAGGGGCUACCGUUUGCAAUAAUUCUGGUUGCUGGUAUUCUUGCUAAUGCAGAGAAAACAGCAGAGCAUUGGACAGAAGUACAAAAAUCGCUAGACCAAACCAAGAUUGGUGGUAACGACCAAGAUUUGUCCAGUAUUAUUGGAAUGAGUUACCAGGGUUUACCAGAUUGUCUGAGGCAUUGCUUCCUCUAUUUCGGAGCAUUCCCACAGGAUGAUGAAAUUCUGACAUCUAAGUUGAUCAGGUUGUGGAUUGCAGAAGGAUUAAUACAACAAACCGAAGGGAAGAGCUUAGAGGAUGUGGCAGUGGAUUACCUAAUGCUCCUAAUUGGAAGAGGUCUUAUUAUGGCGGAGCAAAAGAGCUCAAAGGAUCGGGUGAAAUCAUGUAGAGUCCGUGACCUGAUAAGUGAAUUUUGCUUAGCUAAAGCCAAACAGGAAAAUGUUUAUCGGCUGAUGGACCAUCGCGGUGCUGAUUCCAAUAUCCCAGUCUCUGUAACAUGUGAUCAUCGCCGGCUGCUCAUUUCAUCUAAUUGGUGGGCUAAUACUUCAUUAGAAGUUUCUGGUCCACUUGUCCGCAGCCUGGUGGUAACUGGCAGGAGAUCUGAUUUUCCCCGGUCUCAUGUCUCAUCUCUGUAUCACAACUUCAAACUUCUCAGAGUUUUGGAUUUAGGGAGCGUAAAUGUGGGCAAUGAUUUUCCAGUUGGGCUUGAAAACAUGAAUCUGUUGAAGUACUUAGAAGUCCGGGGAGAAAUGACUUCAGUCCCGUCUUCCAUUGGCAGCCUCCAGCGGUUGGAAACUUUUGUUACGAUAGGAUUACGGGGAGAAGUUGCACUAUCUGAUGCUAUUUGGAACCUGAGAAAUUUGAGGCAUUUGCGUAUAGACGGCCGUGCUUCUUUUGGUGCCCCUGACUAUAAACAAGAAAUUUCAGGGAAGCUGCUGUCCAACUUGAGGACAAUGUCGACUCCAAUUCUUAAACACGGGGAAGAUUCAGAAGAGAUACUGAGAAGGUUACCACGUCUUGAGAAACUGAAAUGCAUCUGUCUUUUCCAAGAGAGACUGCUUCCCAGAAUGGACCUUCUACCUCAACUUGUCUCUCUCAAGCUAUUUGGCGAUGGUCCCGCUCUCUCUCCAGAUUUCUAUGAGUGGGAAUUGAAAUUCCCUUCAAGCCUCAGAAGGUUGACCCUCUCAGGGUGUCGCCUGACAUGGCUUCAAAUAUCAAUUAUUUUGGGGCAACUUCGCAAUCUUGAGGUCCUGAAAUUGCAGAACAACGCGAUUGAGGGUAGUGAUUGGGUGAUAAACGCUGGUGAUUUUCCCCGUCUUAACUUGUUGAAAUUAGAUACACUAGACCUUGAGGUAUGGUACAUUGUGGAUCCGCUCAGUAAGUUGAUCAGGUGGAUCAGUACCCAUAACCACAGAGGGCCGUUUCCCAGCCUUGAGCGACUGGAGUUGCAGAAAUGUAAGAAACUGAAGGAGCUCCCCGCUGGGCUGAAGAGAUGUAAAAAACUAAAGGAGAUCAAGGUAUUUUCCAGCACAUGGAGUUAUAUAUAUAAGAUUCUUAUAUUUUGUAGGAUAGAAGUAGUAAUUGCAUAUUUGAUGUCCUAUCACAGACGUAGUAAAAAAUAGAAACAAAAUUUUAUGAAAUUGUGUAAUGACCCUUACGGUGAUUUCUAUGUAUUUUCAUAUAAUUUUAGUACUAUUUAAAUGUAUCAUGAAUUAUUUAAUUUAAUUUG
This is a messenger RNA of Capsicum annuum, 4363 nucleotides long. RefSeq names its product putative late blight resistance protein homolog R1B-14. Gene Ontology annotation, molecular function: ADP binding. The transcript is spliced from 2 exons. Gene Ontology annotation, biological process: defense response to other organism. NCBI's taxonomy places the organism in Eukaryota, Viridiplantae, Streptophyta, Magnoliopsida, Solanales, Solanaceae. Bases 402 to 4256 code for a protein of 1284 amino acids. The record is from RefSeq and is a predicted model, not a curated record.